Messenger RNA from Camellia sinensis, 573 nucleotides. Lineage: Eukaryota; Viridiplantae; Streptophyta; Magnoliopsida; Ericales; Theaceae. The record is from RefSeq and is a predicted model, not a curated record.
AUGACUUCUUCAACUGCUUAUUUGUUCACUGAUUUUUCAGCCUUCUCUUCUUCCUCAUCCUCUGAUGAUGAAAAUGCUGAUGCAAAAAUUGUUUCCCUUGUGGAUCUUUAUGAGAUAAAUAAUGCUAGUAUGAUACAAAUACUGAUAGGAAGUGAUCAAUUAAAGAAAAAAGGUGGCUUUGUUGUAAGACAUAAGUACAUAUGUCGCGAAAAAAGAAAGGAAAAUGAUCAAUUGGUUGCGGAUUAUUUUGCUACAACUUCAACAAUUAGAAUGCUCGCAUAUGAAGUGGUAGUAGAUGCAAUUGAUGAUUAUGUGCAAAUUGGGGAAAGUACAACAAUUAAAAGUUUGAAACACUUUUGCAAUUCAAUUAUCGAAAUCUUUGGACCUGAAUAUCUUAGAUCUCCAUCACCAAUUGAUGUUGCUAGAUUACUUGCUAUUGGGGAGGUUCAUGGGUGUGGACUGGCCUUUUUCCGCACCCCGGCUUUCAGAAAGUCGUGCCAUUUUGAAGUUGAUGGGAACAUCAAUGUAUGCAUUGUCAUGUUCUGCAAGCCUCAGAACAUUGAAUUGGCAUGA